AUGGUCACCACCACUUCCACGCGUCAGCUCCUUUGCCUCACCAUGUUGGGGUACAAGAAACCAGGACUCACUGAGGAAGAACUCUGCGACUUCCAAGUCAGCAAGCAUUCUCAAUUGGUUUCUGGCCUUAUGGAGAAGUAUGGAGUUAUCCGUUACAGCAUUACCCACAACGCCGCGAAGCCCAUGAACCUGCUCCCUCUUCUGUUCGAUCCCAACUAUGUCGAAUAUUCGGAUCACGACUUUGUGGUUCAGAUUAUUAUCCCAAACCUCGAAUCUUUCCUCGCGCUUAAAGAAGAUCCAAUCUAUAAGGAACGUAUUGCCAUGGAUCAUCUGAAUUUUGCUGAUCGCACUGAUCGCGCACGUCGUACCAGUAUGAGCCUCGGAUACGUACACGAAAUUAUUAGCGACGGACAAGUGGUUUACGUGGAGGAUAUGAAUGCGGUGCAUUGCCAGGUCAACAACCAGCUCAUGGACUCCAAUGGUACAUUUGCCAGUGCUUAG
This is a messenger RNA of Penicillium waksmanii, 501 nucleotides long. RefSeq names its product decarboxylase tpcK (gene tpcK). The record is from RefSeq and is a predicted model, not a curated record. The transcript is spliced from 3 exons. Lineage: Eukaryota; Fungi; Ascomycota; Eurotiomycetes; Eurotiales; Aspergillaceae. Gene Ontology annotation, molecular function: oxidoreductase activity. The coding region runs from base 1 to 501 and encodes 166 amino acids.